UAAACCUGCAAUCAUGGGGAAAGGUUUGUACAUUAGCAAGUCGGUGGGGAUCACUCUGAUUGUUCUUGCUGUUGCAGCCGUGGCCACUAUCAUCGCUUUAUCGGUGGUCUUCCACAAUGAGAAGUCCAGAACUGUGGAGAAACCUCAAAUAAACGAGACCGACCAGUGGAAGAGCUACAGGUUACCCGGCACUCUCUCUCCUCAGUACUACAAUAUAACCCUGUGGCCUCGACUUGUGCCGGACGCCAACGGCAUGUACAUCUUCACUGGACAUUCAGGAGUGGCCUUCACAUGUGUGAAAGAAACAGGUCUGAUCCUCAUUCACUCCAACAAACUCAACUACACUCUGACUCCAGAAGGACACCAUGCCAAGCUGACCGGUCUGGAGGGUGCCAAAGCUCCAGCUAUAAACAAAACAUGGCUUGAAGUGGAAACCCAGUAUCUGGUGAUUCAGCUCAGCGAGACCCUGCAGGUUGGGAAGAUCUACUGGCUCUAUAUGGAAUUCCAAGGAGAACUGGCCAACGACCUUCGUGGGUUUUACAGAAGUGAAUACUUUGAGGAUGGAGUGAAGAAAGUCGUUGCUACUACACAGAUGGAGCCGACCGAUGCCAGGAAAGCUUUCCCGUGUUUUGAUGAGCCGGCGAUGAAGGCCGUUUUCCACAUGACCCUCAUUCACCCAUCCGGCACAGUGGCUCUAUCUAAUGGCAUGGAGAUGGGCACAAAGACGAUCACCCUGAGAAAUCAAAAUGUUCUGCAGACCAAGUUCAAACCAACUCUAAAGAUGUCGACAUACCUGGUAGCUUUUGUUGUCAGUGAAUAUUCCUCCAUCAGGACAGCAGCAGAGACUGAUGUUUUGGUCAGAAUUUGGGCUCGAAGGACAGCAAUUGAAGCUGGACAUGGGGAUUAUGCUCUGAGCAUCACUGGCCGCAUCCUUGAUUUCUUUCAGAGUUAUUACAACUCAAAAUAUCCACUGCCAAAAUCAGACCAAAUUGCACUGCGUGAUUUCGAUGCUGGAGCCAUGGAGAACUGGGGUUUAAUCACUUACAGAGAAACAUCUCUUCUAUACGACCCCAUCACCUCCUCUAAUAAAGAUAAAGAAUGGGUGUCGACCACGAUAGCUCAUGAGCUCGCACACAUGUGGUUUGGAAAUCUUGUGACCAUGAAAUGGUGGAAUGAUCUGUGGUUGAAUGAAGGCUUUGCUACAUACGUGUCGUAUCUGGGGGUCGAUGAUGUUCAGCCCACCUGGAAUAUCAAAGAUCUGAUGGUGAUGACGGAGACCCAUAAGGCGUUUGCUUUUGAUUCUAAUAAAUUUUCUCGCCCGCUGUCCCUCCCGGAAGAGGAGGUCAAAACUCCUGCACAGAUUAAUGCACUGUUCAACACCAUCACCUACAGCAAGGGCGGCGCUGUGUUAAGAAUGCUGUCAGAGUUCUUAUCUGAGCCAGUGUUCGCCAGAGGACUCAGUGCCUAUCUGAAGCAGUUUGCGUACGGGAACACAGUGUACACUGACCUGUGGGGGAAACUUCAGGAGGUGGUCGACGCCGAUCCAGAGGUCAAUCUUCCAGCCACCAUAUCUGAAAUCAUGAAUCGCUGGAUUCUCCAGAUGGGCUUCCCAGUGGUCACCAUCGACACCAGAACAGGAAACAUCACCCAGAACCACUUCCUGUCAGACGCAGAUUCAAAACCAAGCAGAUCAUCGCCUUACAAUUAUGAAUGGUUUGUUCCCAUCUCCUGGAUGAAGAAUGGAACUGUCAUGAACCGAUACUGGCUGCUUGAGAAAAACGCUACUCAUGACCCUUUGAAGACGAACAGCGAGUGGGUUCUGGCCAACGUGAACGUUUCAGGAUUUUACAGGGUUAACUAUGAUCCCCAAAACUGGCAGCGUCUCCUCUCACAGUUAUCUACAGAUCAUUCGGUAAUACCUGUACUCAGCAGAGCUCAGAUUGUGGAUGAUGCUUUUAACCUGGCAAAGGCAAAUAUGAUCAACAUGUCUUUGGCUCUGAGAACCACCAGUUAUCUCUCAGAGGAGAGGGAGUACCUGCCAUGGCAGUCUGCCAUCAAACACCUCAAUACCUUUAUUAACAGGUUUCGUCAUACUGAAGUCAAUACAAAAAUGCAGAAAUUCCUGCGGAGCAAAGUACAACCGCUGUUUCAUUACCUCAAAAACAUCACUGCUGACUGGACAGAGAUUUUAUCCAGCCACACUGACCAAUACAACCAGCUUAAUGCCAUCUCACUCGCCUGCACAGCUGGUGUAGAGGACUGUUUAGAUCUCACCAAAAUGUGGUACCGCCAGUGGAUGAAGAAUCCUGACAAAAACCCGAUUAAGCAUAGCAUGAGGAGCACAGUGUACUGUAAUGGCAUUGCAGCUGGAGGAUCAGAGGAGUGGGAAUUCGCUUGGAACUUGUACAAGAAGAGUGUUGAUGAUGCUGAGGCAGAACUGCUGAUAUAUAUUUUAUCAUGCACCAGAAAGCCUGAGCUUUUGAACAGGUACCUGAACUACACGUUAGAUCCGAACAUGGUCCAGAAGAAGCAUGUCAAUUAUGUUAUUAGGCAUGUUGCCAAUAAUGUGGUUGGUCAGCCAUUAGCCUGGGACUUCAUCAGAGCCAACUGGAGCAAUAUUCUUAAAGAGCAAAAACAUGCAUCAUUUUUCACAAUUCUUUAUUUUACAACCAAAAGUUUCUCCACAGAAGUUGAACUAAAAAAGUUAGAGCUGUUUAAAGAAGAGAUCAACAAAGCUGGGUUUGGGACUGAAGCACUGGUGGUGGAUGAAUCCAUAACGAUAACAAAAGAAAACAUGGAAUGGAUGCAGAAAAAUAAAGGGGAAGUGAUGCAGUGGUUAAAGGAAGAACUGGCCUGAGAGCUCUGUGGGGAUAAACCUUUUUGUUUACUCAU
Molecule: messenger RNA, 2892 nt
Organism: Astyanax mexicanus (Mexican tetra)
Lineage: Eukaryota; Metazoa; Chordata; Actinopteri; Characiformes; Acestrorhamphidae
Product: aminopeptidase N
Exons: 20
Coding region: 14-2857 (947 amino acids)
Biological process (GO): peptide catabolic process; proteolysis
Cellular component (GO): cytoplasm
Molecular function (GO): peptide binding; metalloaminopeptidase activity; zinc ion binding
Source: RefSeq, a predicted model, not a curated record